Spodoptera litura is the source of this 3512-nucleotide messenger RNA. RefSeq lists its product as uncharacterized. Lineage: Eukaryota; Metazoa; Arthropoda; Insecta; Lepidoptera; Noctuidae. Gene Ontology annotation, biological process: protein phosphorylation. Gene Ontology annotation, molecular function: ATP binding; protein kinase activity. The record is from RefSeq and is a predicted model, not a curated record.
UGAUACAAACAACAUGGCGGAAUUUUGAUCAGUUGUUAUGUUUCCUGCUAAUUUAGUUGAAUAACUUUUUGAAAAUAAUAUAAUGCUCACAAGUGAACUAUUUCAGUAAAGCAAUUGUUUAUAAGUUUUAAGAAAUUGUAUGCAGUGGUUGGUGUAUUGUCGUAUUUUAGCAUAAUUAGCUAUGAGAAGUUGGUGGUUCUCGUCUACAACCGUUAAAAUUGUUAUCAGCAAAAAAGAUCAUUGAACUGGUAUUAUUACAAAAUUCUGGAUGUAGUCGCAAUGCCGCGACGAGGAACAGAACUAGUGCAGCUGCCUGUGCCCCCAAAAAAGAAAACUAAGACAGUGGAAGAACUUCCAAGUCCUAGUCUGGACGUGAGUUACUGUGAUGAUGAAGCUCUGCCCCCUGGGAUAGUGUUUACUGAUGUCUUGCAGAAGAAAUGGAGGAUCGGAAAGCCUAUUGGUAGAGGCAGUUUUGGUCGUAUUUACUUAGCUUCCGACGAUGUUGAAAAGGAGGUCACAAAAUUAAGUGCAAGAUAUGUAGUCAAGAUAGAACCUCACAGUAAUGGACCUCUUUUCGUGGAGAUACACUGCCUCAUCAGAACUGCACAGUCUUCUCAAAUAAAAGCAUGGCGACUAGAAAACAAGCAAAAACGUAUUGGUAUGCCUGUCUACAUAGCCAGUGGGUCGUUCACAGAUGAAAACACCGGCACUAAAUACAGAUUCCUUGUCCUACCACGCUAUGACAUAGACUUACAUAAAAUCGUCGCCAGAACUAAAGUGCUGGACAUCAAAAAUGUUCUAGUACUUGCAUUACAAAUACUAGAUGUCUUGGAGUACUUACAUAGCCAAGGAUACACACAUUCUGACAUAAAAAGCUCUAAUCUAAUGCUUGGAUUUGAUGGAUCACGAGUUGGAAAAGUUCCUUUUGUAAAAUUAACUCCAUCUUUCCAAAAGGACACUAAAGAGCUAGCUGUGUUAUCUGGUAAACACAGGAGAGUGAAACCUACUAAGGGAAGAACCUCUAACUACUAUGAUGAUGAAGAUUUUAUCAUCAAGGAGUACAAGAGUCCAGAUGAAACAAAUGAUAAUGACAAGAGACUAGCAAAUGUCAAAAAGAAGCUACGUAGAAUCCUGUCAGACAGAGAUAGUAGAACUCUCCACCGACAUCAUGCAUUCAAUCUCAGACAGAUAUCCAAUUAUGUUAAUUAUGAGGAUAUGAAUAGUUCUAUCUGUUCUGAUCAAUCCUAUCAAAAACUACUGGAUGAUUUUGGUGGCAAGAACUUAAUUCGUACUACUAAAGAAUUUCAAGAAGACACUAGAAAACGAAAUGCUAGGGAAAAGAGAGAGAGUGAGCCUGAAAAUGUUGACGAAUUAUUCCAGGAAGCUGUCCUAUCACAAACUAAUGGACAGAUCUAUUUGUUGGACUAUGGUUUGGCUUCCAAAUUCCUAGACUCUGAUGGUAUGCAUAAAGAAUUCAGUAUGGAUGCCAGAAAAGCUCAUGAUGGUACAUUGGAAUAUAGUUCAAGAGAUUCACAUAUUGGAGCUCAUUCUAGAAGAUCAGAUCUGGAAACCCUUGGUUAUAAUCUGCUAGACUGGCUAACAGGAACCCUGCCUUGGAAAACAUCAGAGGUACUAGCGGAGCCUGACCUAGUCCACGCUUUAAAGAAAAACUUCAUGACUGACAUCAAAUUGUUGUUGAAAACGUGUUUUAAGACUGAAUUCUAUCCCCAAUUCUUGGAAAAAUACCUUGAAUAUGUCACAAGUCUUGACUUCACUGAGAAACCCGAUUAUGACUAUUGUAGAAGUCUAUUUAAGAGUGAAUUGUUGAAAAAUGGCUGUUCUAGUGAUAAGGAAGUGUGUCUAAGUUUUAAUGAAGCACCAAUGUCUCCAAUGAGUCGUAAACUAUAUUACUCUAAUAGGUUUGGAAAGAAAAACACUACCCCCAGUUUCUUAGCAAGGCAUGGCAUCAAGAAAACAUAUGAAAGAGAAAAUUUUUGUUCACUUGAAAAUGACUUGAAACUAGAACUAUUGAAACAAACUUUAAACUCAUCCAGUGAUGGAAUCCGCAAGCCUUGCGCGUCUCGAAACUUCUUCAUUUCAGAUGCCGAUUUAGUAGCUCGGUUGAAGAAGUCUCUAAUGCCACAUGACAUAUUUGGUAAAAAACUAUCACCUAAAAACUUGAGAUCUAAAAAGAAGAACAUAAAAAAACGCAGGGGAGUAAGAAAGCACAGGAAUAGUAUAGGCAAGUUUGGUAAUUUUAUGGGCUCUGCGCGCCAGUUUACUUGGGCGGAAAUCUUAGCCGGCAACCCAGAAGAUAUCAUUCGUAAUGCCGAACGCAAAACUGCUGCAGUGAAUACAGAGUAUGUUGAUGAUGAAACUUGCAAAUAUAGGAUCAGGAAAUUAUCAAAUGCAUCAGAGAACAGUGACUCACAUCUACAAUCACCACUGAUGCAAAAAGACUACUUACAAAACCUGAAUCCUACCUAUGCCAUGAAGGAAGUGGUGGCAGCUUUUAAGAGGAAGGUUGCUGGUAAACCAAAGGAGCCUGAAGAACCUAUUGAGGGGUUAGAAGGUUACACUCCAGCGAUGGUCAAAGUGUACAAAAUGAAAGAAAAACGAGAAGCAAAAGAGAAAAUGGAAGCUUUGAAACAACAGACAUGUGCUAAGAAAGAAACUGCUCAAGUUCAAACUAGAUGCACAAGGUCUAUGAGGAGUAAGAAUCCAGUGGAACCAAGUUCCAGAGUCACAAGAAAAAAAGGUAGUGUUGACAGUAGUAAGUCAGUAGAGGUUGAAUCGAAAGUAGUUCCUAAGUGUACUGGUAGAACGCAAAGUAAGAAGGUCGCAAAUAAGAAGGAGGACAAAGAAACUAGUAAGAAGGAAAAGAAAGAAGUUGUAGUUGUAGAGCCCGAGAAACCCACAGUGAAACCUACAAAAAAAACAAGAAGCAAGACCCUUACAGUUGUGAGCAACAGAAGGAGGUUGAGAAGUAGUAAACGCAAGAAAUGAUUGUAGUACUUUGUCACUGGUCCAUCUCUAUGUCUAGAUUGAGGGUGUAUGAGUGUCGCUUUUCAAAUCUAUAGGUUAAGCUCUAAUGUAGGUACCGCCUCGACUCUAUUUUUUUAUUUUUCAAAUCAUUGAAGAUAUUAUUCUUAAAUAAUAUCGAUUUGUUCUAAUCUAACGAAUAAGAUUGAUUGACGGUGUAAACUUGACCCACCAUUUGUUUUGCAUAAUGAAAUUAUUGAAAAAUGAAAUAUGAUUGUUACAAAAAACUGUGAUUUUAUAAUUUGUGAGUUAGAUGUAAAAUAAUUAUUGACGUGAUUUUAGACAAGCCCACUUGACUAAAAUCUACAAGAAUAAGGGCUUUAUUCGAAUAUUACUUGCAUUUAAUAAAAAUAAUUGGUUUUCCUUAGUAGCUAUGUACUUGAGUACUAUUAGCCGUUUUUGUCAUUGUCGGCUUGACGUUCCUUUGUGUAAGUCCUUUGAUUAUUAUAAAAUAAAUCAUUUUGUUGAAA